AAAAGCACAAGAAGCAGAGAGAGUCAGAGAAUUGGGAGAAGGGAGGAGAGGAAGAUGUUUGCAGCAGAGAAUGGGUUGAAGGGAGACCCAAGGCUUGAGGCGAUUUCUGAUGCAAUUAGAGUGAUACCCCAUUUCCCAAAACCAGGUAUAAUGUUCCAAGAUAUAACCCCUUUGUUUCUCAACCACAAAGUUUUCAAAGACACAGUCGACAUUUUUGUCGAGAGAUACAGAGACAUGGCCAUUUCUGUUGUUGCAGGAAUUGAAGCAAGAGGAUUUAUGUUUGCUCCUUGUAUUGCCUUGGCUAUUGGUGCCAAGUUUGUUCCACUGCGCAAACGUGGAAAAUUGCCCGGUAAAGUAAUAUCAGAGGCGUAUGAGCUGGAAUAUGGUAAGGACUGCCUAGAGAUGCAUGUUGGUGCUGUGCAACAAGGGGAGAAGGCAGUGGUGAUUGAUGAUCUUGUUGCUACUGGUGGGACCAUUUCUGCAGCUAUCAAGCUGUUAGAAUGCGUGGGGGCUCAAGUGGUGGAAUGUGCUUGUGUUAUCGGAGUGCCCGAGCUUAUUAAGGCAGAGAACAGGCUAAAUGGAAAGCCACUUUACAUGCUUGUGGAGCCAAAUGAAGUACAAGGCUGUUGCUGAUCCUCAUCAGUAUAAGAGGCUUCAACCACACUUUUUCACGCUUCUAUACAAGCUUGCUGUUUUGGGCUGUUUCUGAAAAUUUUCUGGGGAUCCAUGUGAAAAUAUGAGAUAUCAAACUGCACUUUUCUUGAUUUAUUCUAUUGUAACUUUUGAAAGUUGAUUAGAGUUUAGUUGGCUACCACCAACACUGUUAUUAGGUAUGGAUUGAAUUUUUCACUUGGAAAAACUUGAGCACAUCAGCACUACAAACCUAUGAACAAAUAGUUGUUCUUGUUUACUCAA
Messenger RNA from Salvia hispanica, 915 nucleotides. RefSeq names its product adenine phosphoribosyltransferase 5-like. The record is from RefSeq and is a predicted model, not a curated record. Lineage: Eukaryota; Viridiplantae; Streptophyta; Magnoliopsida; Lamiales; Lamiaceae. Gene Ontology annotation, molecular function: adenine phosphoribosyltransferase activity. Gene Ontology annotation, cellular component: cytoplasm; cytosol. Gene Ontology annotation, biological process: adenine salvage.